This is a messenger RNA of Symbiodinium sp. CCMP2592, 4818 nucleotides long. The record is from the annotation of a GenBank genome assembly. Lineage: Eukaryota; Dinophyceae; Suessiales; Symbiodiniaceae.
AUGAGCUGGUCCAAGAUGUUCGUGGACAACCGAUCUGGCACACGGCUUCUUUUACAGAAACUGGCUGCCAGUCCCUUGGUCAGACGUAACCUCCCGAACGCAGCCGCUACCUGCUCGCAGUACUUUGCCUUCCGCAGGAAUCACAACGAGUCUAUCGGGAACUUCCUGGUUCGGGAGACGCUGGUGCACGAGGAGUUCGUCGAAGCGAUCUUGAGACUGUGGGAAGAUCGUCAAGGAAUCUCGCAGGAGCAGCGAGACUUUGGUCUUCCUGCUGACGAGGAAGACUGGACUGAUGACGAUUGGCGCAGCUGGCCCUGGUGGUCGUGGGGUGACGACGAUCACCAUGAUGACGACGACCAUGAAGGACCAGGCCCUGAUCUUUCUCCCGGAGCUGCGGCUGAUCUUCCCCCAGGCGACGCUCCUCCUGCUGAUGAUGGACCAGCUCCUGCUGAACCUGCACGAGGUGCGACUGGUUCCUCUCCGAGUCAUCGAGCUGAGGCGUCAGGACUUCUUGGAGAUACGUCGGCGAUCCCUCGAGAGGCUAAGGAACCACAGGUCCUCGAUGAGUUGACGCUUGCGGAUAGCUUCAUCAUGAAUUUUCUUCGAGGCUGGCGGCUCCUACAGGCUGCCGGGUUGUCACCCGAUGAGAUGCGGGACAUCCUGUCCACUACCAAGAAUAGCCUGGACUUCGAGAUGAUAUCUGCUGCUUUACAGAAUCUGUGGGACGAUCAACUGUUGAGCAGCCGAAACCGAGGGAAGUCCGGCUACACGGCCUAUACGGCGAACUACGUGCAGGAGCCGAUGGAGUCCGACCUCUACUACCAGGACUCGUGGGAAGGUGAUGGUGAUCAUUGGUGGGACGAGGGCUAUGGACACGCCUACUACGCGGAUUACGAUCACUACGCGAACCACGCCGGCUACGAGGACGGCUGGUGGGCUGAGGAUUGGACUGCCGAAGAUCCUGGAGCAGUGCAUGCAGCCACUACACAGGAAGCGGAUGAUGACAAAAUCCGCGAAGCUCAGCAAGCCGAAAAGAUGGCUGAGUCCUUGGCCUUGGAGGCCCAGCGCACAUGGUCGGAAGCGCAGCGAGCGACCCAACAGCUGCGUAAGGACCGUGGUUUUGGCGCCAAUCCUGUUGGCGGCCCUGCCAGGUGCUACAACUGUGGAGGACCUCAUCUUCUACGAGACUGCCCUCGCCGUGGAGGUUCCUUUCAGAAAGGGCCCGGGAAACCCAAGGGCAAGUUCGGAUAUGCUGCGGACCUCGAGGCCUACUACAUGAAGGGUAAAGGCAAGAGCAAAGGCAAGCACAAGGGCAAGAAGGGGAUGUACAUGGAUGCUGAUGCCAUGUGGAAAGGCAAAGGCAAGGGACCAGACUGGUCCCAGCGAUCGGUGAAUGCCUACAACGCCGAUCUCUUUGGCAUGGAGCUCUCCUCUGUGAUGGACCUGGCGACCUCGACUACAGCUGAUGUUCAGCGACCUGAGCGUGGCAUGGUAGACUGUGGUGCAACAGCCUCAGCCGCGCCAGAGGCUGUGGUGAAGGGGCUGAUAGCCUCGAUUCUCGAGAAGGACAGCGGAGCACGUGUGGACAUCGAUCAGAGUGCUCGGCCAUACUUUCGCUUUGGUGACGGUCGCUGGGGCAGGGCUUUGUAUCGGGUUCGUCUUUGCAGCCAUGUUUCGGGAAAGUCUAGAUCCUUCUCGCUCUACGCCUUGCCAAACCCCAAGGAGUACUAUCAGCUUGAUUUCGACAAAACCAACCUAGUUCCAAUCUUGAUUGGCAUGGACUUUCUUGGCAAGGAUGGUUGUGGGAUGCUAAUAGACUUCACAACUGGGUUGGCUAUGUGUUCUCAUGCCAACCUCCGGAAGCUGUUCAGCUAUCACAAAAUCGCAAGGGCCCAUGCGCAUGUGGUUGUGUCCUCAAGUGAAUGCGGUGCUGCCAGUUCAGAGAUGCACGUAAGUCACGAGAGAAGCUUUGGCAUCUUUAUCAGUUGUCCAGACAACAUCGUGGCCUACCUGCUGCAGCCAGCUCUUGCUCAAUGCUCGCGACUUCGCAGUCGCUCGAGAACCCCUCAACUUCCUCCUCGCGGACUUCUGAUCAUGGCGGCUUCGGCGCCCUCGCACAUCGACAAGGAGACGGAAGCCAUCCUGGUGGCGUCCGCCAAGGCCAAGACGGCCAAGAAACGAGCCAACUCGCUCGACCCAUCGCGGCGAAUGAAGGCAGACCCUCGGGAUUCAAGGGUGUCGGUCCGGAGCUGGCCGUGCUACGGUCAACACCAUCCUGGCCCUCCCGGGGCCAAUGCUCACGGCCAGUGGAUUCACUGUCAGGUUUGCGACCUGAGGCUCCUGUACACUGUACACUCCUCGAAAAGGGUCACCUUCGAACACGACGGUGGUGCACAAUCCACAGAUGGUCAAGAGAAUGCUUACCGAGCUGGAGGCGAUGUUGGGAACAACGAAACCAACAGCAAAGGUGUGCCACCACAUGUUUGCCAAGAUCACGGCCGAGGAGGUGCUCAACAAGGCGGUCCGCGAGCUGAUCACUACACCGGGAACAACCUCGGCUACGACGCGGAGGCCUACGACGCAGCGCGGAUACGCCACGAAUGUGAUGGACAACGACGAGGAGGAGCUGAUUGUCGACUACGAGAUCCCAGUUGUGGAAGACCCGUGAAGUCCAAAGACUCCGACUAUAAGGUCAAGCCGCUUGGGCAGCAUGUCGCCAAGAAGGUGAUGGUUCUGGCGAGUUUGAUGACGUCAGCGGUGACUUCUACACUUCUUGGUCUACGCCUUGAUGGUCGAGAUGGACUGUGGGAGAUCGCCAGUGCCCCGCACAGUUGGAUCACUGAAGCCAGCGAGCAGCAGGGCAUCCCCGCGAAGGCCAUCAACUACCAGAACGGCUACGACCUCUACAAGGAGGAGACCUGGCAUCGACUUGGUGCUCUUCGAAGACUUCAUCAACCUCGGAAGCUGUGGUUUUCCCUGCCGUGCUCGGCUGGGAGUCCCUGGGUCAAGGUUUCAAAGGGCGAGGCGGUGCACAGUGACAACAGUGUUGACGUCUACUGGGAAUGGCCUACGGACAACCACGGUUUCGAAUGGCUCGGAUGUCGUGUUGAUGGAUGCAACUAUGGCUUGCGACACCCAGAGGACAACGACUUCAUUCACAAACGGUGGAGAGCGCUUGCUGCUUCUGCAGACGUCUUGGUUUGUGAAUACCCAAGUCCUGCCUCAGUUGCUUUGUGCUGCUGCCACCCAGGGAUGGCCGCACCAGAUGUCUCCGCCUCCUCAGAUCCCGCGCUUUCCUCGGACAAUGUGGGGGUGGCUUCAGGAGUUGCAGGGGUGUUGUUGGAGUCGGGACCGUUGAGUGUGGGUCCCAUAGCUUUGGAAGACGGAGAACCGCAGCUUCCGGUCGCUUCCGAAAGCAUCCCAGCCUCUUUGGAGGAUGCACAGGGUCCUGGCGAGGAGCUGCCGGGCGAUGUACCUUCUCAGCCGGCCGAGCCGGUCCGGGAAGAGCACUUGGCAAAUUAUGAUUUCGAUGAGCAAGAGGAGCUAGAGUAUUAUCGAGAAUACGACGAUGGGUUUAGUGAGGCCUUGCGAAACCUUUCCGCUGAUGCAGAAGCUGAGGCUGCUCUUGACAGGGCCGAUCCUGUCUUUGUACAAGAGCAGGUCAUGAACGAGCUUGUACGGCACCCAGUGCCGCCACGAGGAUUUCAGCUUCCGUGGGAGCGAGCAGCUAAACUGCCCUCGCCGUCCGAGCCAAUCUUUAAGCUGGUUGUGAAGGUUGUUAAGGAUGUGGGAUAUCUUGAACGCCGUGAGGAGUUGCUUCAGGUUGGAAUCCACAAGUUGGCCAUCAACUUAGAGCUAGUGGGUAAUGCCUUUGUUCCCCCGGAACUUCUGCACCAAGGGCAGGUCGAUGCUGAGUCGCUGGAAGCGGCGAUCGGGGUGAGGAGUCCUCUCACACUAAACAAGCGUGUAGGCAACCUUGCGAAUUACUUGAAGUGGUGUAUGGAGUCGUGUGUUGAGAGUGGCUGUUACCUACACGAGGCCACCGUGUGGAAGUACCUCAGCCACCUGAGACAUUCAGGCUCGCCCCCGUCGCGAGGAGCCGACUGUGUAUCCAUGUUUCGGUUCUUACACCAUGUGUUGGGUCUGGACCUUACGCACAUCCUCAAGAGUAGACGUGUCAGCGGAAUCACUGAACAGAUGCGCACCGGCAAGGGUUGGAUUAAGCAAGCAUCGCCCCUCACGGUGAGUGAGAUCCUGUACCUGCACCGGCUGCUGGAGCAGCGGGAGUUGCACAAAUACGACCUUGCGAUGCUGCAACGCAUGUUAUUGGAAGUGGCUGCGAAGCGCUUCGCACCUGAUGCUGCCCGGUCAGAGUAUUUUCCCUUGAGGUCACAAGCUCUCGAGUCGAAUGCACGGACGCUGCAUGAGCAGGAUCAGGCCCUUCGUCCCUCAGGCUCGGACGUGAAGACUGAAGUCGCUGCUGCAGCGGGUCCCAUUGCCGACCUACCUGGUCCAGUCUGUGUAGACUCCGACUCCGAAUCAUCAUCUUCCAGUGAGAGCUCCAGCUCUGCAUCCAGUGAUUCGGGGGAAGCCCCCCCCAGAAUGCCUGCCAAGGUACCAAGGCUGGACGCGGUGUGGCCGCGUCACGAAGUUGCUGUGCAUGUGAAGUCUCGCAUCGCACACAGGAUCGUCUUCACCUCGGAGGGAGGAACAAUGGUCUUCGCUUGCGGGCGCUCAGGGUCCCAAAAUUUUGAGAAGCUCCAAGGCUCACGAGAAGCAACGGCAUUUUGCCAGACAUGUCGGAAAGCCGACAAGUAG